Erinaceus europaeus (western European hedgehog) is the source of this 905-nucleotide messenger RNA. It is a transcript of the gene BBIP1, whose product is annotated as BBSome interacting protein 1. The transcript is spliced from 4 exons. NCBI's taxonomy places the organism in Eukaryota, Metazoa, Chordata, Mammalia, Eulipotyphla, Erinaceidae. Gene Ontology annotation, cellular component: BBSome. Gene Ontology annotation, biological process: receptor localization to non-motile cilium; cilium assembly. The coding region runs from base 257 to 466 and encodes 69 amino acids. The record is from RefSeq and is a predicted model, not a curated record.
GACUCCAGAAAUCCCUGUCCCUCCCGGAAAUUGCUCUCAGCACUUCCGAAUGGGGCAACGGCGGGAUGGUGGGAGUAACCUGCGACCCCAGUGCCACGGCGAGUGCCCAUUCUCCACCGGCCGGCGGGGCAAAGUGGAUUCCUUCUGUAGGCUUGAGUCAAGAACUGUCAUUGGUAAUACCUGGACGAAUGCUUAAAGCGGCGGGGAAAAGAACAGUAAAACUUUCAGGAAAAAGCUAUUAUCCAACAACUGAGAUAUGGCAGAAAUGAAGUCGAUGUUCCGUGAAGUUCUCCCAAAACAAGGACAGUUGUCUGCAGAAGAUAUAACCACACUGGUGUUGUGUAAACCCAAACUUUUACCCUUAAAAUCUCUGACCCUGGAAAAACUGGAGAAAAUGCAACAAGCAGCACAAGAUACAAUUCGGCAACAAGAAAUGGCAGAAAAGGCAAAGCUGAUAAUCCACUGAAUGAUAACACUUCUACAGAAUACCCUCCUUUACCUACUAUAAUAGCAAAAAAAAUAAUCUGUAUGCUGGAAGUAGUAUGUUAGGAAAGUUGAUUCACAUAUAUAAUAUAAAAAUACUCAACUAAUAGAACAUAAACUAGUAUUGAAUAUAACCAAUUUCAAAAUAUUGAACCCAAAUUUUAUGAGUUUUACCCAAGUUUUUUGAACUGCAAAUUAUUGUUCCCAAUUCUUAUCACUGUCAGUUUCUAGGUAACAUUCUCAGGCCCAAGUUACAAAUACAACUUUUAUAUUCAGAGACUCUACACAUCAAGACCAAUGAAUCGAAGGAAAUGGAAAAGUCAAUUUAUGGUGAACAGUAUAAUUGAACAUUUAGUGGUAAAUUGAAUGUCAUAUAUACACACUGACUUUUAAUGAUUAAAAUUUACAUAUUAUGACAUUAA